Molecule: messenger RNA, 4092 nt
Organism: Ctenocephalides felis (cat flea)
Lineage: Eukaryota; Metazoa; Arthropoda; Insecta; Siphonaptera; Pulicidae
Exons: 3
Coding region: 181-4023 (1280 amino acids)
Source: RefSeq, a predicted model, not a curated record
CUUUAUUGUGUACUAUAAAUAAUACUUCAUUUUGCAUUAUUUGUUUCAAUAGAGGUUAUCUAACCGUCAUCCAUCUGAAAUCUGGAAUUGUACAUAAAGUUUGUAUUUAAUAUAAACUUAUUUUAAUCAUCGUACUGUUAGUUUAUUUAAGUUAGUUGAUGCAAAUAUAAUUUGGAAAAAAUGUCGUCGAAUAAAAGUAAAGAGGUGCAAAAUUUUAUUGAACAAAGACGCUUGGAGAGGUUGGAGAAGGCUAAACAGAGAGCAGAGAAGGUUCGUGAUAUGAAACUGAAAAAAAUCAACUCCCAAGGUCCAUCCAUCAUAAGUCGACCUUCAAAACUUCAAGCAAGACCUUCAUUCGUGAGAGCAGCAUCAGCACCUCAGGUUCGACAAACAAAAACAUCUCAAAAACGAAUUGAUAUCAUAAAUUAUAACUUUCCCGAAUACGAACAGUUGAAGCUCGAAGUUUCACAAAUCAUUUCGAAAGCUAAUGAAACUAUUGCUUCUCUUCAGAUGGAAGAGAUAAAUGAAACCGAAGAAGGUAAUGGAAAUACUGGAGCUGGGUUAAAUGAUACUCAAAAAGGGGGGAUGGAUUUAAAUAAAUUUAAGCAUGUAUCAGAAAGAACGAAGGCGACACAAAAAUUGGAUAGUUUGGUUAAUAAAAAUGUGCAAAAGAAUGCAAAUGGAAAGGGUGUAGAUUCAAAAUCAUCCAUAACUAGUAAUCAAGAAAAUGGACAAGUUGGGACAAGUGAAAAAUUUGGUCAAAAUCUGCCAAUUGGGCACAGAAAUGCAGAUGGGAAGGUUGUAGAUUCAAAAACAUCUACAACUGGUAAUAAAGAAGUUGAGACAACUGAAAAUUUAGAUGCUGUUCUUAAGAGAAAAUUGGUAAUUACUAACAAAGGAGAUUUGGAAAAUCAUCAGAAAGGUGCAGAUUCAAAACAGUCAUCUUCUGAUAGUCAAGUUGAAGUUAAGGUUGAGACAAAUGAAAAAAUAAAUGCUGUUUCAAGCAAAAAAAUGGUAAAUGCUAACAAGAAAGGAGACUUGGGUAAUCUUCAGAAAGGUGCAGAUUCAAAACAGUCAUCUUCUGAUAGUCAAGUUGAAGUUAAGGUUGAGACAACUGAAAAAAUAAAUGCUGUAUCAAGCAAAAAAAUGGUAAAUGCUAACAAGAAAGGAGUCUUGGGUAAUCUUCAGAAAGGUGCAGAUCCAAGAACUUCAUGUGCACCUGGUAAUCAAGGAGGUGCCAAAGUUGGGACAACUGAAAAAUUAGAUGGUGUUCAAAAUAAAAACAAGGAAAAAAACUUGGGUAAUCUUCAGAAAGGUGCAGGUCUUUCUGAUAGUCAAGUUGAAGUUAAGGUUAAGACAACUGAAAAAUUAAAUGAUGUUCCAAGUAAAUUUGCAGUUGCCAACAAGAAAGGAGACUUGGGUAAUCUCCAGAAAGGUGCAGAUUCCAAAAGUUCGUCUACAUUUGGUGCCAGAGUUGAGACAACUGAAAUUUUGGAUGCUGAUCAAAGCAAAAAAUUGGUAACUGUCGACAAAAAAGCAGAUUUAAAUAAUAUUCUCAAAGGUGCUGGAUUCCCAAGAGCCUCAUUUACACCUGAGGCAACUAAAAAAAUAGAUGAUGCUCAAAAUAAAAAUGCAGUUUUUGGUAACAGGAGAACAGAUUCAUCUAGUCUUCAGAAAAAUGAAGAUCCAAGAUCUUUCUUUACUGGAAAAAUAGAUACUGCUCAAAAUAAAACUGCUGUAAAUGGUAACAGGAGAACAGAUUUGUCCAGCAUUCAGAAAAGUGAAGAUCCAAGAGAUUUUUUUACUGGAAAAACAGAUGCUGCUCAAAAUAAAAAUGUGGUAAAUGGUAACAGGAGAACAGAUUUGUCUAGUCUUCAGAAAAAUGAGGAUCCAAGAUCUUUCUUUACUGGAAAAACAGAUGCUGCUCAAAAUAAAAAUGCUGUAACUGGUAACAGGAGAACAGAUUUGUCUAGUCUUCAGAAAAAUGAAGAUCCAAGAUCUUUCUUUACUGGAAAAACAGAUACUGCUCAAAAUAAAAAUGCUGUAACUGGUGACAGGAGAACAGAUUUGUCUAGUCUUCAGAAAAAUGAGGAUCCAAGAUCUUUCUUUACUGGAAAAAUAGAUGCUACUCAAAAUAAAAAAGUGGUAAAUGGUAACAGGAGAACAGACUUGUCCAGUCUUCAGAAAAGUGAAGAUCCAAGAUCUUUCUUUACUGGAAAAAUAAAUGCUGAUCAAAAUAAGAAAAUGGGUGACACAAGAGAUUCUUUUAUUCCUGAAAAAAUAGAUGCUGCUCAAAAUAAAAAUGCAGUUAUUGGUAACAGGAGAACAGAUUUGUCUAGUCUUCAGAAAAAUGCGGAUCCAAGAGCUUUCUUUCCUGAGACAACUGGAAAACCAAAUGCUGACCAAAAUAAGAAAAUGGGAGACACAAGAACUUCUUUUGCACCUGAGGCAACUAAAAAAGUAGAUGCUUCUCAAAAUAAAAAUGCAGUUAUUGGUAACAGGAGAACAGAUUCGUCUAGUCUUCAGGAAAAUGCAGAUCCAAGAGCUUUCUUUCCUGAGACAACUGGAAAACUAAAUGCUGACCAAAAUAAGAAAAUGGGAGCCUCAAAACUAGAUGCUGCUCAAAAUAAAACAAUGGUAACUGGUAAGAAAGCAGAUUUGUGUCAUCUUCAGAAAAUUGGAGACUCAAGAGCUACUUUUAUACCCGAGACAACUGGAAAAAUAAAUAAACUGUUGGCAGAUGCUAAUAAGACAGCGGAUUUGUGUCAUCUUCAACAAGACCCAAGAGAUUCCUUUAUCCAAGAUGAUAAUUUAUCUCUCAACGAUCCCCAAGGCAUGGAGAUAACAAUAAAAUUAAAUUUACCAUCCAUGAAUUUUGAUGACCAAAAUUGCUCAAUCAACACGUCAGUAAGAAAUAAGUCCAGGAAACAGUGGCGCAGCCCCAAACCUUUGCCAAUAAAUGCAAUUAGCAAAAAUGUAUCCACCAAAAAAUCUGGUCUGCGACGUUCUUUAUCAGCAACUGAUAUUCAGAGCCCCAGUUUAAAAUUGAAACACCGGUCGAAGUCUACCCAUAGACUUGAUGGUGAUAAUUGUAAAUUUGUUAAUCGGCCAAGCAUGAAAGUGGAGCACCGAUCCAAGUCUUCGACAAGACUUGAUGUGCCUCCACCAGGUACGCCAAAGGCGUGCAAGACUCCUAAACCAAUAGAUUUACAGAAAAGACUGAUAAACUGGUUGAAAGCGCAUGGAAAGGAAGUGAGUGCGUAUAAAAACCUGCACUUGUUUGGCACCAGAAAAAGUAUUUUACCUAAAACUCCGAAACCAACGAGUGACAAGGAAAACAUCAUCGUCCUAAGCGACGACGAGGACACUAAAAAUACAACCACCAACCCUCUUGGUCUAAACGAGACAUUCGAUUUCGGAGAAGACCUCAUCAAGAAAGACACCGAACUUCGUACUGCCCAAAGCAUCCUGGAAGACCUGUACUCUCUUAUCCUCGACAACUACCCCAAAGACCAGUGUCAACAAUGGUUGCAAACCAUCAAAAGACGUUACGAUGCAGUCAAGGAGUUAUCAGUGUUCUGGGAAUGCAAAGCUCUCCUGGAUACUGACGAAGGUGACUUCAAAUCAGCAAUCGAUUGUUACCAAAAGGCCCUGGUUGCUGGUGCUGAACAGUUGAAUGUUGAGAAUAAAUUGUGCACGCUUUUUGAUAAGAUGUGCUCUUUGAAUAUCGAUCCGAAGAGUUUGGCACAAGUCGAUGGGAUGAAAAGUUCCAGGGAAUACGAGAAUGGGAAUGAUUUUGCUUCGAGUGUUAUCAAGUUUGCUGUUUGUAAAUCCAGGAAAAACAAGAACGAGCAGGAAGACAAAACCUACUUUGUCACACCAGUCCGAAGAAGUUCCAGACUCUGGACAAAAACACCAACAUCGGCGACGCCUUUCGGAAACAUACAGUAUGUAUCAUCACUUAAUACACUUGAUGAGAAUGUGCGAAAAGCUAUCAAAUUUACCCCAAACAAAGCUCUUUAAAAAUAUAUAAUAACUAUCUUAAUUUUAAUCCUUACAUACACUCUAUUAUUUAUAUUUAAUGAAGUUAUA